This is a messenger RNA of Amoebophrya sp. A25, 443 nucleotides long. The record is from the annotation of a GenBank genome assembly. NCBI's taxonomy places the organism in Eukaryota, Dinophyceae, Syndiniales, Amoebophryaceae.
GCUAUUACACGAGCAAUGAAGUAGAUUACUACAACAACACAUCUAAAGGAGCCUACGCAGCUAGCGGUGGCCAACAACGAGGCCAGUACCAGAACUACAACGGAGCUGGUGUUGCUGGUAAACAGGGACUACAGAAUUUUGCUGAUCCAUAUCAUCUGUAUGGAGCAGCAGGUGGUUCGCAGAAGGGAACCAGUGCUGGCGGAUCCAAUACUAUCGGAGCAAGCAACACGACUACCUACUCAACAGGAACUGAUCAAACUUCUGCAGCAAGUGGAGUACAACUAGGAGCAGCUGGUGCCAGAGGUGGCGCAGCUUCUACGACAGAUCCUUUAGCCUUUGCCAGUCCUUUGCCUCCGUUCUCGUGUGAUUUCCCGCUUACUUCGCCACCGAUUGGAAGUAACACGACCACGUUUUCCGGUGGUAGUAGCACUAAUGGAGGUGGC